Molecule: messenger RNA, 956 nt
Organism: Phacochoerus africanus (Common warthog)
Lineage: Eukaryota; Metazoa; Chordata; Mammalia; Artiodactyla; Suidae
Gene: MIX23
Product: mitochondrial matrix import factor 23
Exons: 5
Coding region: 106-705 (199 amino acids)
Cellular component (GO): mitochondrial intermembrane space; mitochondrion
Source: RefSeq, a predicted model, not a curated record
GAGAAGGGGAUUGGAGUAAAACGAUCCUUUAAAGUUCUGGCUUUCUUCGAUCCAUGUAUCUGGGCCGGUUCCAAGAAGAUAUCUUAAAGGAACAGGAAUAAAAAGAUGGAUAGCAGCGUUAUGAGUUUCGGUGUGGGUGGCGAGCAGAGGAAAAGACAAAGCUUGAGCUUGGCUGUCUCGAGUGCCCUAGUUGUUUUUGGUCAGGCGGCGCCGCGGACACCUUUGCUCCGCGGUGAUUGGCUCGCGGCGGGGGCCUCGUGUUUGUCCAAUAUGGCGGCGCCCAGUGGCAGUGUGAACUGUGAGGAGUUCGCCGAGUUCCAGGAAUUACUCAAGGUGAUGAGGACGAUCGAUGACAGAAUAGUACAUGAAUUAAACACUACGGUUCCAACAGCUUCCUUUGCAGGGAAAAUCGAUGCCAGCCAAACCUGUAAACAACUUUAUGAGUCUUUGAUGGAGGCUCAUGCCAGUAGAGACAGAGUCAUAAAAAACUGUAUAGCUCAGACCUCAGCAGUAGUCAAACAACUUCGAGAAGAGAGAGAAAAGAAUUUGGAUGAUUUAACGUUAUUAAAGCAACUUAGAAAAGAACAGACAAAGUUGAAAUGGAUGCAGUCAGAACUGAAUGUAGAAGAAGUGGUAAAUGACAGGAGCUGGAAGGUAUUUAAUGAACGCUGCCGAAUUCACUUCAAGCCUCCAAAGAACGAAUAAAAAGAUACUGUUUUUAGAAAAGGACCGGGUCAUCUCAUGAGAGCCAAGCAUGACAGACAUCAACACGGUGGUCUUCCUAGGAAGAUUUCUGAGCCAAACGUCCAAGACCUUUUAUUGAUUUCAGCCCCACCUAGCCAAGAGCUCCAAGUAUAAACGAUUCUGAUAAUUAUGGAGAAAUCAACUGCUAUUUUAUACUGAUUCUGUACAAAAAAAAAGAUGUUUUGUAACUAUUAAAAUAAUUUUCUGACUCA